Molecule: messenger RNA, 5268 nt
Organism: Stegostoma tigrinum
Lineage: Eukaryota; Metazoa; Chordata; Chondrichthyes; Orectolobiformes; Stegostomatidae
Gene: ankrd10a
Product: ankyrin repeat domain 10a
Exons: 5
Coding region: 3184-4164 (326 amino acids)
Molecular function (GO): protein binding
Source: RefSeq, a predicted model, not a curated record
CGAUGGAAUCCAAAGGCGCGGCUGUGCAUCGUGUAGGAUCCCUUGUGACAUAGAGGUGAUGAUAUGUAACAUAGAGAAUAUGUCAGGUAAGGAUGUGAGAUUAGGUACGAAUAACCAAAAAAAAACCAGCAAUAAAUACAUAAAUCUAAAUCUCACAACCAAAAAGUCCCCAAAAAUUGUAAAAAAUCUGCACACUUGUCAACUCGAGUAUCUCGCUCACUCCGUGCUUUUUCCCCCCUAUGUAAACAUGUCACACUGUAGUUACAUUGUUCUGCCUGCAGGGGCACCGCGGUACAUUUCCAUUGUAAACCGGACCUCGGAUUAAAUCGUGAGAAUAUACAAUACAAAGGAGUUUAAAUGUGAUUUUGAAACGAGGUCUGGGCUGCGUUCUGCGCUCACAUUGGUUCAAUUAAUUGCCAUCCUCCUACCUUUUUUCACCUAAAAACCAGCAUUGACUGCAUCUGUCUCAGUAACAAGACUUAUAAAAUACAUUUGUGAUGUAUAUUAAUCUGGUGGCAGGACGUUACAGCUUUAUAGUGUGACAAGUUUACACGAGUAGCUUAUUUUAAAAAUUCAAGGAUAUGAAUUUAACAUGGAUGAGUUGACAAGUGUUUACAGAUGCAAGUUUCUAAAAUACCCGAAUUGGGUAUGUGUCAGAUUUUCUUGAGGUAACGUGUAGACAAAUACAAACUGCAUAAUAUGGUAGAAGUAAGACAGUAGGGAGUGUGUGUCAGUAACCUUGGUGUUAAGGCAGGAUGCAGAACUAUAGGUCACAUGGCUGUAAAAUGAAAUUGCUAACAAAAUAUUUUGAACCUAUGAAUGAAAUGGGUAGUUAGAUAUGUAGACUUAAGUUAUCAAAACUAAAUAUUUUAAAAUUUUGAAUCCAAUUGCAUUUUAUGUCAACUUUUCUAUUAAUUUGUAUCCAUAUUUUCAGUGGAAACUUCUUUGUGAACUCAUCAUAUUGCAAUUAUAUAUUCUUGGUGGAAGCACUCCAGUGCAUCACUGGCAGUGGGGUAACCAGCAUGACAAGUUUGCACAGGUAGUUUCCAUUAUAAAUGUGGAACAUCAAUUUCUGAUUCACAUAUAGAAACAAGGAUAUAACGUCUGACUUCAAAACAGGAAACAGCAACAUGUGCCACCUCCACUAUAACCACUGACUUGACUUGCACAAUAAGCCUCCCCCUAACUUCAUAUUAAUUGCCCAUAUGAUCCCCAUGUGUAAGUAGCUCAUGAAAUAUCAUGCAUAUGACUUAACCUGGACCUAAAUAUACAAAUAUGAAAAUAUGAAUUCCACAUUUAUACGUAAUCUAUAAAGGAAUAGUUCACUGCCUAAAAUAACCUGACUGGCCAAAUUUUAUCUCUCAUUAUAAGUGUCACCCUGAUUUUAAAACAACGUGCCUUGUCCUUUGGAGAGUAAUUGAAUUGACUUUUGUUUUAUGUGAUGAAUUUAGCUCCCCAAGUCAGAAAACACAGCUGUUGGGUUUCUCAUUCCAUGGCAUGAGUUCCAGCAGUUACCCUCAUCACAACACAGCAUUCGGCUCUUGAAUAUUGUACAUCUGGCCCAACAGGCAGUGCCGAGUCAUCUCCAGUGAUUAGUUAAUUUUGUGCUCUGUGACUCUUAGUUUACGAACAAAAGUAUAUGUAGCCAUUGCCCUGGAAAUAAAUAGUUAUGCCCCUGGUCUAUUCCCAAACACCCCUGCCUCCGCCAAUUCCCAAACAUGCUCACAGCUGUGGGAACCCCCAGCAACAGGGACAUUGAGCACCACUUCCCUUUUCAAACCCUCAGGAUCAGCACAUUGAUUGAAGUGAAAUGUCCAGGAAUCAGCAGUCUCCAGGGACUUGGGUGCUGAGCAAACUGCAGUUGCCAGUGAUCCAAGAUUUAUUCCACACAGAAGAAAGAUUGUCACCAAAACCACUGAGUUUAAUGGAGAGUUGUGUUAAGUACUUACCAUAAUGAAGGCAGGGCAAACUGCAUGCAUUCAGAAGUGGCAGAAGAAAACUAGAGUGUUGAGCUGAUGGAAAUUCGCAAAUCAGCACAGUCUACAACCUGCAAGCUGUGAAUUCCAUGGGAUCAUCCCCUUAUGAUCACCUGGGAACUAGACAGUCAGAAAGCCAUGUUUGCUGGGGAUCAACUAACUGGCUGUUGCCAGAGCUUCAGCCACUCUGCAGACUGCAGUUCCCAUGGUUCCAUAAUGAUAGAUGUCUUGUCAGCAGACUGUUUAAUAUUAAGGAAUGGGCUCUUCAGUACUGGCCAUGAAACAGAUACAUCUAAUUGUAAGCAUCACAAUAGUGGAUAGUAAAGACAAUGACAUAAUAGGAAUAAGCACAUAGGUAAACACAGUUUCUCCACACAGUUCACAGGCAUCUUGCACAAAUAUGCCAGAGUUGUGUAAUCUGUCAAAUUCCUAUGGAGCCCUCAGUGAAAAAGUGCACUUCACUUUCUUCCCACUUAAAAAGAUGGAACUAUCUACAUUUUCUUAUAAAUCCUCAAAUAGACAUCCAGCAAAUGAAGAGUCGUAUUAAUCCUAGUAUCUGAACAUUCUAAUUUACGCCCUUUCUUAAGAAAGAACAAGAUAUGUACUUUUUUUAAACAAAAAGCAAAAUACUUCAAAUAAGAAAUCUGAAAUAAGAAUAUAAAAGCCUGGAAAAACUCAGCCAAUCAGGCAGCAUCUACAGGGAAACAUUUUGGGUCAACUACAUUUUAUCAAACCUGAGUUGUGAUGAAAGUUCAUAGACCUAAAACGUUAAGAUUAGUGCUGUUUACUUUCACUUCCCCCGCCCUCUGCAAUCUGAUGCAAUUCGGAGUUUACUGAGAAGAAUGUGCCAGAAAUUCUAACUAGAAUCACACAUUAAACACACUCCUACCUAAUCUACAGAUUACUUUCAUUGAGGUCAGGAGGAAUGCCUCCAAACUGACAAGACUCUGUGUUAAGUGCUGCCCUUCCUAAUUCACUUUGUUCCUGUAUAUUGUUUUAGGUACGCUCUAACCUUUUCUUUGUACAAAUUGUUGUGAAGAUUAUUAGGUACUGGAUCGCAGUGCUUGAAAGUACAGGUUGAUUGGUUGAUUACAGCUUUGAAAUUUGAUUGAUACGCUGCGAGGCGGGCCAUCAGAAGCACUGGAGCAUUCACUCUCUGCUGCUGGCCAGCUCCAAGACAACCGUUUGUACAGAGCUGGAGUGUGUAAUGCAGUUGGUGCAGGCAGGAGUUGGAGUCAACAUCGCAACAACACGAUUUGCACAGACUCCAGCCCAUAUUGCAGCUUUUGGAGGGCAUCCUCAAGGCUUGUUAUGGCUGAUCCAAGCAGGGGCAGAUUAUAAUAUGCAGGAUGUUGUGGGUGAAACCCCUGUCCAUAAAGCAGCACGAUCAGGAAGUUUGGAUUGUCUAAAUGUCCUUGUAUCUCAUGGGGCUAAAACAGAUUUAAGGAAUGCAAAUGGUUUGACAGCAGCUGAGCUUGCCUUGGCUCAGGGCUUCCAGGAAUGUUCCCAAUUCCUAUGCAGCGUGCAGAACCAUCAGCUAAAUGGUUUCUAUACCAAUGGCAUCGCCAGUGGUCUUUACCGGGAUAACCUGAUCACAGACGGCCUAAACGGCUACACAGGAACCAACCGGAAGAGAAGCCAUGAGGAAUCUGAACGCUGUGGAAUCAAGAAGCCUAGAACUGAUGAUAUGGAUCACUGUAACUACAUGGAUAAAGUGUUGACCAUGCAACCUGUCACAAAUGGAUCCUUCCAUAGCUUGCGCUACUCUUCGGUUCAGGAGAACAGAAUGAGUGAUGCCUAUAUUGGAGGAGCUGCGGAAUUGACUAGUGGGUUCGGUAGCAUCGCCAACCAGAUCCUUUGCAAUAAAAGUGGCUUUCAGUCCAACGGAAUCAUGCAAAACACAGGGAGCACCCAGUCCAAGUCGGAAAUGUGCGGCUCACUGCACCACAAUGGAAGCCCAAGCAGCUGUGUGGCAAUCAAACCAAUGUUGCCAUCUUGCCACGGAACCGGAAGCGGAAGCAUGGAAGACUAUGAUCCGCUCCAAUAUGGCCACUAUCACGGGUUUGGUGACACAGCUGAAAGCAUUCCUGAUAACAACAGCUUCAUGGAACAUUCUAGCUCUGUUAAAGUUGAACAGAGCUAUAACAAUGCAGUUUACAGUGCAGUCCACCUUUUCCAUGGCUCGUAAAGUUGGGGUGCUGGUUCUUAGGUGGUGGGUUGUUGCUGGUAUAACCUCACUGGCUUCUGUAGUUGGUCACUGAUUUUUUUUUGUUUUAUUUGCAGAAAUAAGCAAAAUGCUGGAAUGUUUUUGUUGAUACUUUUACAUUUAAAUUUAAAAUGGUUUUGUCCUGGUAAAUUGUACCUUUAAUUUAGAUUCAGAUGUUAGAAGGAGCAGGAGAGGGCACUCAGCCCUUUGAACCUAUUUGAGAAGAAUUGUUCACCUGACCAAACAGUUAAUAUUUGUUGCUGGUGGCUUAAAUUGAUUCAAUGAAAACACGGAAGCAUUUAUAAAUAUCACUUGUUAGAAUGGGAUCAUUAAUAUCAUUUGAACAUUUUGGAUGGAUUCUGUCAUGGCAAAGUACAGGCUCAUGAGAUACUUUAACUUCCUACAAAAACAUAACAGCUUUUUUAUGUCCGUGAGAAAAGGAAACUUGCCAACCUACUGAUCUGCGUGCGCACGUGACUGAAUUGUGCAUGCAAAUGUACAGCAGUUAAAUAUUUCACAGCAGCUUGGAAGACACAGUCUUAUCUUCUGUUUUAGUCCAGACAUUACCAUUUUAAGUUCUUUGCCAGGUUACAGCUUUAAAAAAAAAGGUAGAAUUGUUUCUGAAAACUUGUUGACGUAUUGAGGUUCAAUGGUUACGUGUUUUUAUUGUGAUGAAAAGUGGAUUCAUUUUUUUAAAAUUGUAAUUAAUUUUUUUUGAUAUUCUGCAUGACUUAGAACUUGAGUUAAUUGCAAUCAUUUACAUCAGUUAUUUUCAGUCUGCAAGAUUUUAAGCAGCUUUCCGCAUAACCUUUGCUGUUUCGGUUAAAUCAGCAAGAAAGUCAAUAUUUUGCUUUUUUUCAAAAUGAAAACAAUUUUGUGUUUCUAUGCCAUUAUAAAUUCCAUAAUUGUAUGUUUGCCUGUAAUAGGAAAGUGUAUAAUUCCAUCAAUUAUAUCCUUUAAUGACAUGCAUUAAAAGGCAUUAUCCUUGUCAUUAUCACUGCUUUAUUGCAUGAUUUAUAUUUUUCUUGAUUUUUGUAAAACAAUUGGUGAAUUUCAAACUUAAUAAAGAUUUUUUGUUUUCUCAAA